Molecule: messenger RNA, 942 nt
Organism: Lingula anatina
Lineage: Eukaryota; Metazoa; Brachiopoda; Lingulata; Lingulida; Lingulidae
Product: 3 beta-hydroxysteroid dehydrogenase type 7-like
Biological process (GO): steroid biosynthetic process
Molecular function (GO): oxidoreductase activity, acting on the CH-OH group of donors, NAD or NADP as acceptor
Source: RefSeq, a predicted model, not a curated record
AUGUCAUCGCAGAUCUUUCCAAGUCCUAACAGUUCCGAGUUUGUGAUGUUUUCCAAGCUCUCGACACUCUUUGCCGGGUUUUACAGAUUAUCAGCGGCUGGUGUGGUUCUAAAGAACAAGGACAGUGAACAAACACUCAAUAUGCGAGAAAUAAACAGUGUGGUCGAGCCUCAGAGCGUGAUACUUAUAACAGGAGGGGCAGGGUUUCUUGGGCAACACAUUGUCAAACUCAUCCAAGAACGAAGACCUGAUGUCAAAGAAAUAAGGGUUUUUGAUAUCAAGCCAUACUUAAAUCAGUUAGACCACCCAGAAAGCAAGCCUAUUAAGAGCUUUGUCGGUGACGUGCGCUCUCUGCAUGAUCUUCUCAAGGCGUUCGAUGGCGUCGAUACUGUAAUCCAUACAGCGGGGUUGAUAAGUUACGGAACAUUUCCCGAUUUAGAGGGCAUGCAACAGAUUAAUGUCAAAGGUACUAAAAAUGUAAUAGAGGCUUGCUUGAAGCAGAAUGUACCCCGUCUUGUUUAUACUAGCACUGUGGAUGUGGUGAUUGGGUUUGAGGAGAUCAUAAACGGAGACGAAGAUAAAACGACGAAGCCCAGAAAGUUUCUUUUUCCUGGGUACCCUCAGACGAAAUCUGAAGCAGAAAAGUGCGUCCUUCAAGCAAACGCCACCCCACUUUCAAAAGGUGAUGGGUCUGUCCUUCAGACUGUGGCAUUGCGACCAAAUGUCAUGUACGGCGAGAGAGAUCCUCAUUACGUCACAAACGCGCUGGCAAAUGCCAAAGCUCGCGGUGGUGUUCUGACACGAGUCGGGAGAGGCGACGCUUUAUUUCAGCAAGCUUACGUCGGGAAUGUCGCCUGGGCGCAUCUGAAAGCAGAAGAAGCUAUGAGACGUCAAGACAGCUGGGUAGUAUAUGAGGGCACUGUGUGUGACCUGACGCUGUGA